Selaginella moellendorffii is the source of this 3061-nucleotide messenger RNA. RefSeq lists its product as uncharacterized. The transcript has 11 exons. NCBI's taxonomy places the organism in Eukaryota, Viridiplantae, Streptophyta, Lycopodiopsida, Selaginellales, Selaginellaceae. The record is from RefSeq and is a predicted model, not a curated record. The coding region runs from base 11 to 2959 and encodes 982 amino acids. Gene Ontology annotation, molecular function: protein binding.
GGCAGGAGCUAUGGAGGAGGACGACGAUGACGACGAAUGGGACAGGGAUUUAGCUAUGCUUGACGUGAUCAACGAAGCAAGUACGAGGCUUGAGUUUUCUGAUGCUCAACCCAACAAGGAUCCGUUUGAGCAGGUUCUUAAAGGGCUGGAAGCCAGAGAUAAAAAAUUCAAGGAUCUUGAAGAGUCACUUCACGAAGAGUCGAAUGUGAAUUUAUUCGACAUAGGAAGCUAUGCGUGCUCCAAGGGGGAUGACGGCAGCCGUGUCUUGGAGAGAGCGAAAGCUUUGCUUGACACAUGCGAAAGACGGACGAAGUAUUCUGUAAAGUUUUCCGAGAAUGAGGGGAAGGAUUUGACGGAUGAAAUGCUUCUCGACGACCCCGUAUUUUCUCUAGCACAGCAACGUAGAAGUUUGGUGCAAGAAUUCAAGAUCAACGACCUCGAAAGGCGCAUUGGAAAGGAAGCUUGCAGGCAGCAAAAGAACGAAGAUGUGACCAGGGAGCUGGCUUUCAUCGAAGAACACAAAAUAACACUCCAGAAAGAAAUGGAGAUUGAGCAGCGAAAAAAACUGGAAGAGAUUGGAAAAGAAGGAGAAAUGGCGUUGAAGUUGAUUGAGGAACUUUCUGAAGCCGAACACAAGAAUCUACUUGAUCUUGUUCAUACUACCCAUCCGGAUGGAAGAGUCUGGCGAAAAUUUUUACAUGGCUAUCAAGGUUUUUCGAAAGCCGUUGAAGAAGCGAUGAUCAGUUGUGAGACUGAAGAGACAUUAAAGGUAGAUGAAAGCAAGACUACAGCUCUUGGGGAAGAAAAAAUGCUUAAGGAAUCCAGAAAGAUGGAACUUACCAGGGAGGAGGUGAAAACACUAAAAGUUGAACCGACAAUCUCUGAGGAUCUUGCGCUUGCUUGCUUGCCUGAGAGCAUAGACGACUAUUUUUCACGGGCUUCUCGAGACGACUUAUGCAGCAUCUUCCAGGAUUGCAUAAGAAACAUAGAAAGGUUCGGGAUUGGCUCGGUGGUCUCUCAGUUUCCUGCCGGCUUACAGAAAGUAGUGGAAAACAUGCAUCGGGUUUUAGUAUGUGAAGUAAACAGCGGUUACGACGUUGGCAAACUUCUAUCACAAAAGCUUGGCCCGAGCUGCGAGAAUCUUGCAACCAAGGAACAGAGAGCUGCUAUUGUGCAGAAGAGAGUUUCUCGGCUAAUAGGAAAGGUUCUUAAGCUUUCCGUCAGUAUGGCUGGAAGCAGCGUCCCACUUACUCACAAAUGGAAAGGCUUGGGGAAGGAAGCAAAACAGGUUGGAGCGCAGCUAGCCUUGGUUCAUCAUGCUCGACAAAGCGUGCUGGAAAACCAGGGAGCAACGUCGAUCAUUAUAAACGGCAAAGUAGUGGCAGCUUUCAAGCUAGAUCUUCGGGGCCGUGUGCUUGAAAACUUGGGUGGCAACUCGAAAAUGAUCGAAGGCUCGCUCAGGCUAAAUGAGGAAGUCCAACUCGAUCAAGUGAGAAAAAGCUGGGAGACGUUUGAGACGAAAAAGAGUUGCUGCUUAGAACAGGUCGACGAGGAAGCUAGUUCUGAAGAGAAGCUUCUACUUGUCCCGAGUCACAAGGAUAUAGUUGGCUCCGAGAUUGAUGGUAGUUCUCAAGAUGAAACUGACACGCCGUGCGGUGGUCAAGGAAAUGGAACUCAAAGGUUGCAUGAGGCCGCUGAAAGACCAUCUUGUACGCAGGCAGCCGAGUAUCAAGAAGCAGAAACUCGAGACAAGUUGCUUAAAGACUCAGAAUCUCGAAGAUCACAAGAUGGAGCUGGAACAUCAUCUUUAACGCAUGCAGCCAAAAAUCAAGAAAUUUCACUGGACAGCUCUAGCAAUAGCGCAGCCGAGCAUCAAGAGCUAGACACUGGACGGACUGCUAUAACUUCAUCUCAUGUCGAGCAUCGAGAAGAGGAAACUCUAAGUCUUGGCACUCACGUAAACAACGCAGAAGAGGUUGAGACUUACUCGGAACAAGGAUGGGAGGAAGAUGAAGUGGAAUCUUGGGAAGAACAGCUCCUUGACCCCGAAGAAACAGACUUGUACUCUGAAGAAGAAUGGGAGGAAGAAGCGGAGAGCUGUUCUCUUGUCACUGGCCGUAAUAUCUGGAUAGACAACUUCAAACUACAGGCUGCAAAGAUCCAAGCGCUUGUGAGAGGCCAUAUCUGCAGAAAGCAGUAUCGUCAGCUCCGGGAGAACAAAAAACAUGAAUCAGUAUGCCGGCUACAAGCACUGUGGAGAGGCUCGAGAGUUCGACGUCUUCAACUUUUGCCGGGACUUAGAACCUUGAAGAGUGUACAGCGUGAGUCCGCGACAAAGGUACAGGCGCUGUGGAGGGGCUACGACGUCAGGAUCCGGUUCAACAAAGCUCUUGCAAAGAUCAAGUACGUUGACGACGACGACAUCGAUUACGAAUGCAUCGACUGCAUUCUCUUUGCCAUGGAGGACACUCGCACUUAUGAUCAGGAUGAGGCAAACUUAGUAUCGUAUCCCGCUAAAGAGGAACAGGAGAAAAAGUCACAGGUCUGGGAAGCGAAUGCGAAGACUCCCGUUUGUGCAGCAGCCCCUGCAGCUAUGGUGAUAGAUCUAGACUUUGAAAGCUCAGGAACAACACCAAUCGACGCGGAAGAACUUACUCCAGUACAUCAAACAACGCCAACAUUCUCGGACAGCGUAGAGGACCAGGUUGCUAUUCCUCCACAGCAACACGAAAACCACCAAGAUCACCCUCCAGCUUGCAAUGCUACUGAGACGGAGCAGCAGAAGAAAAAGGACUACAUGUCUGAGAUAGCAAAAGACUGGGGCUUCAAGAACGAGAAAACCGUGAAGCUAUUCAUGAAAGCUUGCAGCAAGAAGAGACCCUCGAAAGACGAGGCAGCCAACAACCAGCUUCUCCGAGACAAGCGGAGAAGCAAGAAGAGAUUCGAAGUCCCCCGGUGAAAAAAAUUCCUCAAGGGUUCUUGACGAGGAGAGAAUGUCACCGAGGUCCAAAUGGAAGGGUCCGUUCGUGGACGAGGCAGUCAAGGCCAUCGUGGACGGAGC